CCCGCACGCUCCAGUCCGCGCUGAGGAUGGACAGAGACCUGUUGCGGCAGUGUCUCGUGUUCCACGGCGAGUCCCUGUUCAACAAGCUGAAGUGCGAGCAGACGGAGAACCCGGACUUCCAGGCGGUGGCGCCCGACCUGUGCAAAGUCACGAGUGAAAGCAGGGGAGAGGAGCAGGGCAACCCCCUUGUGGAGCAGUUCAUUGCCAGAAAGGCUGACAUCCUGUUCUGUCCGUCAUGGAAGACCACCACUCCUCAGGAAGAGGAGCACGAGGAGCAGGAGGAGGAGGCUACAGAGCCCUAUGCCAUCAUGCCACCACUGGAGUUAUUCAUGGAGGUGUCGUACGAGGAGAGAAGAUCCACGCUGUACAGAGACUUGGAAAAGGGAGACAUCGUGGUGGGCAGGAUCAACAACAUAAGAGAUUACGGCUUCUUUCUCACUCUGCUGUGCAUGGCAGGAGGACUGAAGAGAGACAUAGAAGACCUGGAGUUGUCGGCUCUGUGUCACAUCAGAGAAAUUCCCUCCACCGGCAACCACGAUGAUCCUCUGUCCUACUACCAGAUCGGUGACUUCAUCAGAGCUGGAGUGAAGGACAUUGACCGCUACCAGGAGAAAGUCACCGUCUCCCUCCAGCAGGCGUCUCUGUUGCCCAGCUUGGGGCACGUCAAGCUGGGGGUCAUCACCCGAGAGGAGCUGCCCGUACACUACAGUCGCAGCCUCCGUGCAGCCAGUGACUCCAGUGAGACGUAUGAGUUUAUUCUGAGGCGCUGCCAUGGGUACCACAACCCCUCUGUAGUGGAAUACCUGCUGGACAAGGUUCGAAUCAGCGACACCCACCCGCCAUCAAUGAUGAGGGGACUACAGAGUAAACUUUUCCAGGCAGAAGAUUUUGCCACUGCCAUCAGGAAGAAACAGUCUGCAUCCUGGGCCUUGAAGUGUGUACGUGCAGGUGUGGACCUCUUCAAACAUGGCCGUCAUGUGGAAUCUAUGAAUGAAUAUAACAAAGCCUUGGAGAUCGACACUAACAAUGUAGAAGCACUGGUGGCACGGGGAGCUCUGUACGCUAAUAAAGGCGGCAUCAUGAAGGCGAUAACAGAUUUCGAGAAGGCUCUGGAAAACUGUCCAGAUCACCGCAACGCGAGGAAGUACCUCUGCCAGACGCUGGUGGAGAGAGGGAAACAGCUUGAAGAACAAGAGAAACUAGUGACAGCGGAGGGAUUGUACAGGAGAGCGUUGUCUCUGGAUGACUCGAACCCUGAGGCACAACAGGCCCUGCACAAGAUCACAGACGCGAUACAGAAAUCGAUUCGCCUUCAAGAAGAAGCUCUGGCUAAGGAGCAGGUGAAAGAUAAGAGCGGCAAGACGAGCGCUGAGAAAUUGCGUAAGAUCUUAAAAGAAGAGAAGAGAAUGAAGAAAAAGCGGAAGAGGUCAUCAUCUUCCUUGUCAGCGUCCUCAGCUUCCUCCAGGAACUCCUCUGCUUCCUCAUCUUCCUCCUCCUCCCGUAGGAGGUCCAAAAAGAAGAAAAAGAAGCAUAGGAGGUCUGAGCGUGGAAGUAAACGCCACCGUAGGAUCUCCUCAAGGGGGAGCAGGGGGAGUGAGGAGGGUAAGAGUGAGAGAAAUGGGGGGAAGGAUGAGGAUGAGGUGGAGUGGUUUCCCGCACCUCCAAACACCUCCGCCACCUUUCUCAACAAGAAGGGAGGCCCGGGGUUUGGAGAGGGGGAUGAGGAGGAGGAGGAGGUAGAGGAGAAGCUCGGUGAAGAAAGACGGAUCUCUCAGCUUUAUUCUUUGUCGGCAGCCUCAGAUAACGAAGAGUCAGACUCCUCACGUAGAGAAACCAAGAGAAGGGACAGCAAGGAGAGCAGGACGGGGAGAAGGAAGAGUAGAAGCCCAGAAAGAAAGGAUAGACGGAGCAGAAGUAGUGAAAAGAGGGAUAAACACAGGGAAAGAGAGAAGGAGGAUAAAGGGAGAAACAGUGACUCCAAGAGGAGGAGUAGCUUGGAUGAGAGCAGGAAGCGGAAAGUAUCGUGCUCAUCAGUGGACUCGGAGUAUUCACGGAAAUCUAGUUUCUCUGGUUCUGCUUCCAAACUCCUGGAGAACAAGUCAAAGAGGAACUCCAUCGAUGGCAGUAGGUAUGACAACAGAGGGAGGGAGGACACGAGCGAGGUAGAAGAAGUGAAAAGAGAGAAGGGGGGGGCGGAGGGAGGAUUGGGUAAAAGUGCUGGAAAUCAGAAAGAACAGAGAGGAGUGUCCGGGGAGAGCUCGAAGAAAGCCCUUCCCUCUAACCUCCUCGAUAUCUUCAGCCAGAUCGCAAAGUUCCAGAAGGAUAAAGGAGUCGGGCCCAAAAAAUAAGUUCAAAACAAAAGCCCAGAAACAAGUGUUAAAAAAAAGAAAUGGAUGUUUGUGCCAUUAAUUCAACUGAGAAACUGUCGAUGUGGCAAAAAGAGGGAUUUUGAUUUGAAAAGUUUUCUUUCUGGGGGAUUUAAGGCCUGUAGUGAGCUGUAAUUUUUGCUGGAUAAUAAUUGUCAUAAAACAUGUUCAUCUGAAAAGAUAAAUAAUUAAUAAAUAAUUUAAAAAAUUUGAAAACCUCAUAUUACUAUUGUGAACGCUGGUCAUUAGUGAAAAUUCAUUCAUUUCUAUUUCAGAUAUCAUAUUUAAAGAUAAAGUGACCAAAUAUGAUUUAAGUAUCAAAGAGUAUUUAGUCAAUAUCAUACAUGAGCUGUGGUAAUUUCCCACUUUACAAGCUACUGCAUUAGUUGUCCUGUAUGUGUCACAUCAGCUGCUACAGGCUUUAACAUGUGUUGUUCUUUGUUUAUCUCAAAUUGAGACUUUUCUCUUAAAGGUUAUAUAUAUAUAUAUAUACUGUGUAUGACAUUUACUGCCACUAGAUGUCGCUCUCUCACCAGCACUCAUGUUCUCAGUUGACCAAAAACUGAGAACAGUUCAAAGCCAAACUUGGUAAAAAAGUAACUAACACAAACUUACCUAAAACUACAGAAACCAUCUUUGAGCUAAAUUAGUUUUGAUCAGAUCCCAACACUCGGUGGGAGGGUCACCUAGUUUUCACGGUCAUCAUUUCUCCAUGUUUUUAAAUGGAGAAUAAUUCUUGUCUGUGAUAUUAAUGAUCAUAACCUCAGAUAUAAAUAACCUUUAAGAAGAUCCUGCCUUUUGUCCGUUUCUGUGUUCUUUCUGUGGCUUGUUAAAUAUCUUCCCAGACAACUUGACUGUUAGUUCCACUGUUCUUUUUUCAGCUUAACACAAUACAGAUGUGUGCCAACACGUUUUCUCUUGUUGUGAAAUGAACUCGAUGAAUAAACCGUUUACAAUGUCAACACUA
This is a messenger RNA of Pleuronectes platessa (European plaice), 3333 nucleotides long. RefSeq names its product tetratricopeptide repeat domain 14 (gene ttc14). Lineage: Eukaryota; Metazoa; Chordata; Actinopteri; Pleuronectiformes; Pleuronectidae. The transcript has 12 exons. Bases 27 to 2348 code for a protein of 773 amino acids. The record is from RefSeq and is a predicted model, not a curated record. Gene Ontology annotation, molecular function: nucleic acid binding; protein binding.